Molecule: messenger RNA, 6915 nt
Organism: Nicrophorus vespilloides
Lineage: Eukaryota; Metazoa; Arthropoda; Insecta; Coleoptera; Silphidae
Product: transcription factor HIVEP3-like
Exons: 9
Coding region: 1334-6565 (1743 amino acids)
Biological process (GO): regulation of transcription by RNA polymerase II
Cellular component (GO): nucleus
Molecular function (GO): DNA-binding transcription factor activity, RNA polymerase II-specific; RNA polymerase II cis-regulatory region sequence-specific DNA binding; zinc ion binding
Source: RefSeq, a predicted model, not a curated record
CGUCGUCGUCGUCGUCGCCGCAACGACUCCGGUUGAUCGGGGUUGAAGUGGGGGAGGAGGUGGAAGUCGACGACGCUUGAUAGGCGGUAUUCCUGAGGGACGCGAGGGGAGACGGACGCGCGCUCGUACACAUCAUGCCAUGCCAUGCAGCAGCAUUACGGUACGGUGCGGUGCGGUGAGGAGAGGAGCGGAGGCGGUUUUCGUGUAGAGGAAUCAACACGGCCGAGCGAGAAAACGCGAGAACGGAACGGAAACAACACACACUCGCAGUAAACAUGGCGCCGCGCUAGGCCAGCACACAAACACAUUCACACAGUCACACAUUCAAAUUCUAUACAUAUAUUGUAAUAUUAAAGUCGUAGAAAGAAACGAAAAGAAGGUGUGAAAGAAAUCGGGCAACCUAACUUAUUCCAUAAGUGUCUUUUCUUACUCAUAUCACAAUAAUAACCAACGAGAAUCACCGAUGACAACAUCACCGAGUGAAUACGAGGAGGAGCGGAGGGACCGGGAUUGCCGGAAACGCAACCGAAUGCAUGCAUCAGCACCACACACUUCGUAAUCAUCGGUAAUUAUUGGCAAUUAUUGGCAGUGCGAAGAAAGAAUAAUCUGCGAGGAGGAUACCUCUCCUCUCCUGUACACCUCCUCCCCCACAUCCAUACACCUAUCCGGGGUUGUUGAAAACAAAACACUAGAAAGACGCCUCCCACUUGCGUGCGUGUUUUGUUCGUGAAACAAGUGCCAAAUAACGUAACAAACGAGGCAGACGUGAAUGCACCAGCAGCAGCAGAAGCAAACAACAAUAAUAACAAUAGUAGUAGUAUUAGUAAUAGUGGUGCGAGGGCAGGAAAAGAGUAAGGAAGGAACGACGGUAGGGAGGAGUUCCACCGCGAAAAUACUGGAGUAGUGAGUGAGCGAGCGAGCGAAUGAGUGAGUUAAUAAGUGUAAAAGAUAGAAAAAGUAGAGUGCGAGAGAGAGAGAGAGGGAGAGCGCGAAAAGAGGAGAGGAGUUUCGGGCGAUAAUCGGAGAGUGUUGUUGUUCGGGCUCCGAGCAAGCUGCUAGUAGUAGUAGCAUGUCACUUCGCUGUCCCGAGAUCCGUUCGCCGCAGCUGAAGGAAAAGAGGACCAACAUCAGCAGCAGCAGGAUCAGAGUGUGCGUGCGUGAAGCAACAGCAGCAUGUGUGCCAAAGAAGAGGACCAAUCGAUGGGAUUAACAAUUUGAGGAAAAAAAACAACAACCACCACCACGAAACAUAUACAUUUGCAAGAAGAAGAGAAGGUGAAGAGGGAUCACCGAGAGAAAGGAAGGGGUAGCGUUUAUAUUUAAGAGAGAAAAGAUGGACCAGCAGGACAAUUACCUGCACAAGAAGUUCAAGAAGCAGCUCAGCAUCGAGCCGAGGACUAAUCACCACGCAUCGUGCAACAGCAACAAUAACAACAACAACAGCAACCUAAGCAACAAUAACAACAACAACAACAAUGCGGCGAAUGAGGUUGCGUUGCCGCAGCAGGAAGUGGCGGAUGGCGUCGGUGGUGAUGCUAGUAGCAGUGGUGGUGUGCCAACAACGAAAAGUACAAAUAGUGUAACAGUUCUGAGUUACGUAAAGAAGUCUUCCAUAUCGUCGCCGCCGCUGCCCUCGUCGUCGUCGCUGUCUUCAUCGUCCUCGUCAUCAUCGUCUUCGUCGUCAUCUCUUUCGUCACCGCCGUCAUCGACGACGGCGAUCGGUGCGAACGGUGUUGACAACACCAACAAUGUUAUUGUUGAUGUUGGUCAAAUUGAUGUUGGCGAUGGAAAUCAUCCGCAAGACAUAUCGUUAAAAUCACUCAGCCUACAGGAGUCUUCCGCAACAGCAGCAGCAGUACCGUCGACGGCGACGACGAAUUCAACGACGUCGGCAUCGUCAUCGACGGCGGGCGGCAAGUAUGUGUGCACAUACUGUAAUUUGGCCUGCUCGAAGCCGAGCGUCCUGCAGAAACACAUCAGGGCGCACACGAACGAGAGACCGUAUCCGUGCGUGAGUUGCGGCUUCAGCUUCAAGACGCGCUCGAAUCUCUACAAGCAUUGCAGGUCUCGCACGCACGCGAAUCGUCUGCUCGGCAACUAUGGAACCAGACCGUCGCCGGGAAUUGCAGGCGGAGCGAAUCAGGAACAGGAUUCAUCACCGCCGACGAUUACCACCAGCACCAACGACUCGGUCAGUCCAGAGCGUGACCAGCUCAAAGAAGAUAACCACGUCGAGCAGCAGCAGCAACAACAACAACCACCACAACAGCAGCAGCAGCAACAACAACAACAAGUGAAUCAAAUGAAAAGUAAACCGUACAAACCGCGUUUCCACACGCGCGAUAACGGUGAGAACGUUGAAAACGAAGUCGCGAUACCUGCAGCGAAUUCGGAGAUGAUCAUGCACAUCAACGAGAUCAUCGACAAGAACAAUUCGAUUGUGAACAGCGAAUUCGCGAGGCGACGACCUUCAGACGAGGACGUGUCGUCGUCGUCGGCAGCAGCAGCAGCAGCAGCCGAACCUCUGAAUCUGACCAAGAGUCGCAAGAGAUGUCUGAGCGAGGUUUCAGAGCCGUCGACGCAGAAGAGUCUCAUCAAGGAGCUGCUUCUGAAGAAUCUGUACGCGGACACGAACAUGCGUUGUCCGCACUGCAAGAUGAUCUUUCAGACGGUGACGGAGCUCGAGCUGCACAAGAUGCGCAACUGCAAGGGCAUCAUCAAAAGCGGUCCGAGAUACAGCAGGAGCAGUUCGGUGAACGUCGCCUCCAUACUGACUCAAAACAAGAAUGCUUUCGAUAAUAUACCUGCCGUCUUUCCACUGAAAUCGCCCGGACCGUUUCUGGGCAAGACGAGGCUGGUGGAGAGCGACAAGAGCAAAUCGUUCUCCUUCGAGGAGGGCAUCGAAACGAUCCGUUAUUCCUCGUUCUCGUACGACAGCAGAACGAAGCGGCCGCCGGUGAAGAUGUUCGGCGGUGAGGUGAAAAUUACGCAGACGUCCGGCGAGACGAAGAGCUUUAAGAUCGACGGAAAAGAACGUGGCGAAGAGGGCGACUAUCCGGAUUACAAGAUGAGCGAGAACCGCGUCGUCAAAUCGACAUUGCAAUCGGGAGGGACGGUCAUGCAGAACAAAGUUGUAGUCGGCGGGUACGUAAAGCAACACCAUCAACAGCAGCAGAAUGAGCAGCAUCAGCAGGAGGCGACGUCGGCGGAGAGAAUAGAUUCGUCGUCGUCGGCCGAGUGCGUGACAGCGGUCGAGCAUCAUCAUCAUCAGAGAGUCGACAAAGAUCCUCCGGACCGCAUAAUCGUUAGAGACUUGUCGAACGGUGCUGCCACCAAGUAUCCUAAUAUUCUCGAUUUUAGUCAAAACGCGGUGAAGCUGUUGGCGCCCAAUCUGCGUCAGCUGAACCUCUCGAUACCGCUCUCGUCUUCGUCCAGACCAAUUAUCACGACGCCCACGCCGAAUCAUCUGCUGACCAUUUGCGAAUCGCCUCAGACUACGACGUCGACGCUUUUGGGAAGGAUCGCUAUCAGGAAGGAAAUCAUUGCUUCACCACAGCAGAUGCAGCAGCAGCAGCAACAACAACAACAUAACGGAAACAUCCUAAAUCCGUUGAAUCUUUUGGUGAACGGAAAGGUGGUGCGAUACGUGCCCGGAAUGCCUGGACCUGUCGUCGCCGAACCGCCGGUCAAAUUGGAGAAACCUCCUCCUCUACCUCCGAUCAUAACGAUCACGACGGACACGUCGCCUCCGUCACCGCCGUUGCCGCCGCCAAAGCAGCAGCAGCAGCAACAGAAGAUGUCGCCACUGAUGAAGCUACAGCCGUCUUCUUCUUCGCCGGAGAAGAAAAAGUUUGCACGGCCCAACAGUCUGGCGCUGAAGCCGAGUAUGAGCGCACUGAAGCAGCAUCACGGUCUCACCCCGACGAUGUUCAAUCAGAUCCUCAUCAGUCCGGACACGCCGCGCGGCGCCAAAAAGUACAACGAGCACUUUUUGCACGGCAACUACUUCAGCUAUUUGGGCCUGAAGAGUUCCACGAAACCGGUCUACUGUACACUCAACAAGACGCAACCUUUUUACGUGCCACACUUUAAGAAGUUGAGCAUGUACUCUGAGUGGCGGCAGCAGGACAACAAAGCUGACAAGAUGUACUCGACGGCGUACGAUUCGAGGCAACAUAAUCAGAAGUACACGACAGCAGGAAAGGAUAUCGCCGAUUACAUAGUUCACUCCAGUUAUAAGUUCAGCGUCAGCGAAAACAGUGGCGACAAGGAGGACGAAAACGGAAAAUCAAACUCGAUAUUCGGAGGCUACGAGUCCAACGAGGAUUACACGUACAUCAGAGGUAGAGGUCGAGGUCGAUACGUUUGCGAUCAGUGCGGGAUUCGUUGCAAGAAGCCGUCCAUGCUUAAGAAACACAUCAGGACCCAUUCUAAUGACAGGCCGUAUACUUGCAGGCACUGCAAUUUCAGCUUCAAAACCAAGGGGAAUCUGACCAAACACAUGAAGAGCAAAGCGCACACCAAGAACUACGCGGCCAGCUCCAGUUCCCCAGGUGCGGCGGCAGCGGCCGCCCUGCACGCCGGAUAUCAACCGUCCUCCGAUUCGGAUACGGACGACAGCGGAAUGGACAGUAGCGAUGAAUCGUCGACCAGACAGGAGGAACACGAGGCCGCUUACGGGUUGCUGUCGCUUUCGCAGAAGUCUCCAAACUCGUCUUCUCCGAGUCACUACAACCACAACAAUGCACAUUCGGAUCAUUUCAUGAAUGCCGAUCAGCUGGUGCACGUGUCGAAGACGAACUUCGCAAAGAACGUGAUCCUGGACCAGCAGAGGAGCAAUCGUACAUUGGGCAUCAUCAACUCGACGAUCACAACGGCGAACAUUUACACUACAACCACCACCACCGCCGCCACAUGUACUACCUCCUCAAGCGCGCUCCUAAGCAGCACCGGUUGCGAUGAAGAACCCGAAUACACUCAAUAUCUGGGCAAAUCGAAUCCGAACAGGCCGCUCACCUAUCCUUACAAUACGACGACGUCUUUGUCGGCGGGGACGGCGAUGUCCAUCGAACCGCCGGUGCUGCCACCGAUGCCUCCGCUACGUGACGGAUCUCCGCAGCGAUUUGAGGUGGAGGAAGAGCCGAGGAGGAGUCCGGAGAAGCAGCCAAAGAACAUCACCAACUUUAACGUGAUCAAGAGGUACAGCCCGCAGCAACCGACGUCGCCCGUCUUCCGCGCAGGAGGAAAGUCGUUGAUGCUGCAAGACGAGGAGAUGGUGGACGAGAAGGACAGGAAAAGAAAACGGGAACCACCGUCGCCUCAUGCGGUCGCCGCCUACAAGCUGCACAAGAAUGUCAACGAGAGCGUGGAAAAGAAGGAUGAGGAUGAGGAGGAGGAGGAGGUGGUCGUAAUAGAUCUGUCGAGGAGGCAGAACGGCGCAUAUCCAACUUUGAAUCACCAAAGCAAGGAACGUCCAGCUCGGACGCCAACGCCUCUUACACCCACGCAUCACCAACACCAUCAACAGCAGCAGCAGCAGCACCAACAACCCAUGCAGCUGGUAGGCAAUCAGCACAUUUUGGAGCAGCAGCAGCAUCAGCAGCAAACGACACCAGUGUUCAGGAAUAAUGGUCUGCUGAUGGAGCAUCGAGUCAACUACUAUUGCCAAGAUCGUCCGCCCAUCAUAAACGCGGCGCAAGUGGAGAACGCCGUAUCGGUGGCCACCAGAAAGAUGUAUUACGACAACAGUGCCAUGGAGACUCUCGCCGAUGUGGCGACGAAGCAGGAGAAACUCGAGAAGAACUCGAUGGCGAAGAACGUCGCCUCCGAAUUUCUAAAGUUGGCCACACAGAACGAGCAAAAUGCGAACGGCGGUGGAGGAGUAGGAGGAGGCGGCUGCGGUCCGAGCACGACGUCGACACUAGGUGGUGCUUGCAGCACGCCCUGCGGAAGCGCCGUCGCCUCCUGCAGUUCCAAUACUGGCGUUAGCGGUGGCGGCACCUCCGACGAUAAAGCAUUCCUCGCAAACUCGGAUCUGGUGAAAAGUUCCGAAGAGAACAAGAGUUGCACCAUUUGCUCGAAGAAUUUCAGCAAACCGUCGCAACUUCGAUUACACAUGAACAUUCACUAUCUGGAGAGGCCGUACAGAUGCGAAACCUGUUCGGUGAGCUUCCGCACGAAGGGGCACCUGCAGAAGCACGAGAGGAGCGCAAUGCACUGCAACAAGCUGUCCUCUUCGCCGGCGACGUCAUCGUCUGAGCCGCGACCGUUCAAGUGCGCCGACUGCAACAUCGCUUUCCGCAUCCACGGUCAUUUGGCGAAGCAUCUCCGCUCCAAGAUGCACAUCAUGAAGCUUGAAUGUUUGGCCAAAAUUCCGUUCGGAUUGUACGCGGAGCUAGAACGAUCCAACAGUCUGCUCACCGAAAUCAACACCGCGGACGGCGACCAGUGUCUCGACAGCCUUAAGCUGUUGGCCAAAAGGGUAUUCCUCAACGAUCCAAGCAAGCAGUCGCAUUUCGAAGAUGAUAAAUCGGAAGUCAUGGAAACAACGGACACGGAGAGUUAGCGACGAUUGCAUUUGUUGCCUAGGUUAUACAGGGGUCGAGGACGACGUCUGCAACACCGUCGUUAUCGCAACCACCACCACCACCAGAAACAACAACAACAACAACAUACACACACAUACCCUGAAGACUGAUUUAAAACAAUUUUUAUUAUACUACUACUAGUAAUAGUUAGGACAAGAAAUAUAUAUAUAUAUAUAUGAAUAUGUAUUUGAGAGAGAGAGAGGGAGAGAGAAGAGACGAGUUGGACAUUAUUUUGUUGUUGCGAACAAAAACGAUACUUUGAGGGAGCAGACUUAACGAUAGGAAAUUUUAAUGAAAGAUGAAAAAAAAUUAAGUAUAUAUAUAUAUA